This is a messenger RNA of Thermothelomyces thermophilus ATCC 42464, 2245 nucleotides long. RefSeq lists its product as uncharacterized. Bases 295 to 2064 code for a protein of 589 amino acids. The transcript has 2 exons. NCBI's taxonomy places the organism in Eukaryota, Fungi, Ascomycota, Sordariomycetes, Sordariales, Chaetomiaceae. The record is from RefSeq and is a predicted model, not a curated record.
CUUCUCUCUUAUUUGGCCGAUUUCCCACCCUACCCUUUUUCCGUGAAUCUUCGUGCCUUGCUACCCAAGUUUCCUCUCAUGGCUAAACACAAUGCCUGUUCCAGUAUAUUUUACCAUUCUCUUCUUCCCCUCGUGGGAGUUUCCUUCUCUUCUCUCCCAGGUUUUCUCUGCCAGGUGAACUGCCCUCCAUGACCUUGUUCGAUCUUCUUUUCAUUACCUUCUUCCCAAUGUUUGAGACUCUCUUUCACAUCCCUCAAGGCGUCGCAGCUGUGCUGCAAGAGAAACUCAGGCAACAUGGACCCCCGCGACGACCCAAGCACUACCACCACUACCACCGACUACGAUUCAGGUGAUAGUGUAAGCGUGGACUACGUCUAUGAGGGGGAGAGGUGCCCGGGAGAAAGGAGGACAAAAGGGGCGAGCCCCAAGAGGAAGAGAUCUCCCAGACCGAGACCCCGUGGAGCUGCAAGAUGCACUUGCGGAGCCGGUCAGAGUCGGGUGCAUGACGAUGACGAGAUUACUGACUUUGAAGAAACCUCGGGUACCGAGGAGGAACGGAAACACCAAAAACUCGCAGCGAAACCUAAAUCAUCUGGGUCUGCGACUGCUCCGGGAUGCCACUCCAAAGAGCGCCAUAGGGUUGACAAGCCGAAGGCAACUGGGGGCAGGAACCGGCGCGAGCCGUCUCCCUACAUCGAAGACUAUCCUGACGAACCUGCACGACCGGCAAUUCUUUUGAGGGAACACAAGAUUAUGAGGAGGUCGUCGACCUCCGAGACGAAGCGUGUGAGGCCCUCCAAAGAUGGAUCGUCAUCAUCUGGCUCCCGCGGUAGGUCCCCGUCAGAGGAACCUCCGCCGCCGAGGCCAUCUCGCCGGUUCUCUAAAGAGUCUCCUCCACGCCCACGACAUCACAAGCGGCACACCGAUGUACACAGAACGCAUCAAAGCAAAUCGUCUGGCUCGGAAGCGCUCGACGACUUCCAAUCCGACUCUGGUGGGCCUGACCCAGCUACGCGCCACCCACGACGUGAGUGCCCGGAACCAGCGACCAUGGUUUCUCGCAGUUCGGCAGGGAGUGGAAGUCGACAACCGAAAUACUCCUCGUCCUGGCCACUGCCAGCCGGGGCCCACCUCCGUCAGAGGCGUCUCGGACGUCAUGACCAUGCUUACGACAGUGGAGAGGAGAGCGAGGAGGAGCGGUAUCACGACGAGAGUAACUGUGAAGAGCACCACCGUCCAAGAGGCACCCGGGCGCCGUCGUUUCGAAAGAGGAAUUCCGAUCGGGAGCGGGUCCAAGACCGACAGUCAUCACCGCCAGCAAGGCAUGAACGCGCACGCACGAGACCGUCUCCUCCUCGGCACCACCCAAGAACCGUUGUUAGUCAUGCUAGCAUGACAACGACGGACAAUGGCUGCCGUUCUGUUGCCACAUCAUUGUGCGAAGUGUGGCGUGGCGAUACUGACGACUGGGAAUCACCCUACACCUCGGCUAGCGAGGGUGAUCAUGAGGCGGGUAUCGAAGAGCCCAUCAGACUCCUGCGGAUGGAAGACCAGCCUCCGCGUAGCUCCUCCCCACGUCUGCUCCCGCCGCAAGGUGAUCGAGGAGAAUUCGAAUUCCAGGCGCUGAAUCGCCCUUUUCCUUCGAACCCCUACCAGUCAUAUAACCCUUCAACAACACACACGGAGGAACGUUGCGCCGGUGCCAUCCUUGCGCCCUGCCGCAGCCCUGCAUGGGUUUACCGGUCCGCCAACAGGAUCCUUCUCCAUGAUGAUGAAGAGCAGCCCCUGGCCUUGACCAUGGAGCCAGAUGUGAUGACGGAUGACGAGGGCAACACUCACGACCUGCGCCCUCAAUCUCGAGCAUCUCGCUGGCCGAGACCUGGGCCUCUACGAGGCUGGACACAGCCCCUCCCGCCGCGGUCCCGCACCGCCUUGCCGGUCUUCUCAGCAAGGGAAGCACGAGAGUUCCUGUCGCCGAAGCCGACGAGAGCGGAGCGGUUUGACUUCGGCGCAUGGGGUUGUGACCGUGCCUCGAGGAGCUCACUGGCUCCAGGAUUGCUGUAGACCAGUGUGAGUCGCCCCUCAGGGGGGAGGGGUGGGGUUGCCUGGUCCAGCGCUUGGAGCCUCAUGGGGAAUGGUUUCCGAGGCGUUCGGUAGAGAAAAAAGAAGCUGUGGUGGCUCACGCUGCCUGAUGUGGCGUUUGGGAGUUGGGGCGUUUUCUUUGCGAGAUUGUGUUCUGAAUUUU